CGUAAUUCCAGUUGUCCGGGUCACAGCAUUGCUUGAAGUUGCUUGAAUUUAGAAACCCUUUUUGAGUUAUUUUCCUGCUUUUAGUUUACAAGGGUUUGUGAUUCUCUCAAGACUUGGACAUGUCUCGUGUCGCACCUUUCUUCCUGCUGUUGCUAUUAACGAUGGGGAUACCUGCUGAAGCAAAGGAAAAAGAGGAUAGCUGUGUAACGAAACGUGGGAUAACCAGGGGAAUAGGUGGCGUUGUUGACUACAGCUCUCGUGUCGGGAAGGAGCAGAGAAUAGCAAUGGAAAUGGCUAUCCAGGAUUUCCAUCGCUCAAAUUGCUCGAAGCAGCUGAUUUUUCGUUUCAAAGACUCACAGGGAACCUCAGCUCGAGCGGCUUCUUCUGCAUUGGAGCUCGUUGGUAGUGAAAAAGUGCAAGCCAUAAUCGGAACAAUUAGACCACAAGAAGCAACUCUAGUAUCUGAGAUCCAAAAGGUCACCAGGGAUUUGCCUAUUAUAUCCCUAACUUCACCUGCCACAGCAACUACAUCAUUGCGCAACCAAUUGCCAUUUUUCCUCCAAAUGGCUAAUGACAUCAACGUCAACAUGCAAUGUAUCGCUGCCAUCGUCAACAACUUCCGGUGGCGAAAAGUGACUGCAAUUUACGAAGAUAACAAUGAUUUUUCUUCUGCUUCCGGACUCAUAACUCUGCUCUCUUAUUCACUUAGAGUUGUUGGUUCAGAGAUUGAACAUCAUGUAGCUUUCCCUCCUCUGUCAUCUCUCUCAGACCAAAAUGGUUCCAUAGAAGAAGAGCUAAGGAAGCUGAGGAGCAAGAGCAACAGGGUUUUCAUAGUAGUACAAUCAUCUUUACGGUUCGCUCUCUUGCUUUUUGAGAAGGCUAAGCAAAUGGCUAUGAUGGAGAAAGGCUAUGUAUGGAUUGUCACAGAUGAAAUCGCAAGCCUUCUUGAUUCUGUUGAUUCUUCAGCUCUUUAUAACAUGCAAGGUGUACUUGGUUUCAGAACCAAUUUUAACGACUCUAGCAAGUCUUUUAGACAGUUCAAAACAAAAUUUCGAAAGAACUAUGGGAUAAGAUACUCUGAAGAAGAAGAGUAUUCUAACCCAAGUAUUUUUGCCCUCCAAGCUUAUGAUGCAGCUCGAACAAUUGCUCAAGCCAUGGAGGACUUACAAGCAAAUUUUACAUCCAAAGAAUUAUUUAAACAAAUAUUAUCAAGUAACUUUGAAGGUUUAAGCGGAAGAGUGAGAUUCGAAAAUUCCACAUUAUUGGAACAUCGAACCUUUCAGAUCAUUAACGUGGUGGGUAAAAGCUACAGAGAGUUAGCAGUUUGGUCACCAGAGUUCGGAUUCACCGAAAACUCUCACAGAAAACCCAAACAUGAAGGAGAGAACUCUAGAUUUGGCAACAGUUUCGUGAAGGAAUUAGGCCCGAUUUAUUGGCCUGGCGGCUUACAAACUGUUCCCAAGGGAUGGACUUCAGGCGAAGAAGACAAGCCACUGAAAAUUGGGGUUCCUGCUAGGGGUGCCUUUAACCAGUUUGUGAAAGUGAGUUAUGAUCAAGACAAGAAUGGUUCAUAUGUCACAGGAUUUUCUGUAGAAGUGUUCGAAGCAGUUGUUAAGCGCCUUCCUUAUCAAUUGCCUUAUGUGUUUGUUCCAUUUUAUGGCUCAUAUGACGAUAUGGUGGAAGAAGUUCAUUACAAGGGAUUAGAUGCAGCAAUUGGAGAUACAGAAAUAAUGGCAUAUCGAUAUCAGUAUGCAGAGUUUUCACAGCCGUACGUUGAAUCUGGACUGAUUAUGGUAGUCACUGUGAAACCAGAUAAGUCAAAAGAACUAUGGAUGUUCAUGACGGCGUUUACAAGGAGAAUGUGGCUGAUAACUUUAGCAAUGCACAUUUUCAUAGGUUUUGUCAUUUGGCUUAUUGAACAUGGAGAGAAUCCCGAUCUCAAGAGGUUUGGGGCGGUGCUUUGGUUCUCUGUCACCAUCAUUUUCUUUGCGCAAAGAGAACCACUGCGGAGUAAUUUAUCUCGAUUUGUGCUGGCACCUUGGUUGUUUGCAAUUCUAAUCAUAACAGCGAGUUUCACUGCAAGUCUCACCUCCACGUUGACAAUCUCACGCCUCCAACCCUCUGUUUCAGAUAUUGAAACACUUCUGAGAACAAAUGCACCUGUUGGAUGUAAUGGGAAUUCAUUUAUUCUAAGGUAUUUAACCAAUGUCGUAGGUUUUAAGGCUGAGAACAUAAAGAAAAUCGAUUCCAUUAAUGACUAUCCGGAUGCCUUUAAGAAUGGAGAUAUCGAAGCAGCUUUCUUUGUUGUCCCUCAUGCAAAAGUCUUCCUCGCGAAGUAUUGUAAAGGGUACACCAUGACAGGACCUACCUUCAAGCUUGGUGGUUUUGGCUUUGUAUUUCCAAAAGGUUCUCCUUUGGCAUUUGACUUUUCGGAGGCGAUCCUCAAAGUAACAGAAAAUGGAGAAAUGCCACAACUGGAACAACACUUGCUCUCCUCUUACAACUGUUCUUCUACUGCCGGCAUAAGCGAGGGCUCAAGCUUAGGUCCUCGCCCAUUCGCUGGCCUAUUUUUACUUUCAGGUGGAGUCUCAGCCUUUGCUUUCCUACUCACUGCCGUGCGUUUGGGGAGAAGGCACAACCAUUUCAUACAGGCCAAGCUAAGCAGAACCCGAAGAUGGGUAUUCACAUUUCUCACCGCAUGUUGCCAACAUGUCACAUUUGGGUUCUUUCAGAGAAAUACCGGCUGUAUUUUGAUGACAUAGAACCAAGUUCCAUGAGUUUGAAAAAUGGAAAGGGUAGAGAGUAGAGACUUCUUAAACAUAUAGUUGUACAUAUCUCCCAUCUCUACGUGAUUGUAACUAUCUGAAAUAUUGAAUAUAUUAU
This is a messenger RNA of Theobroma umbraticum, 2883 nucleotides long. Its product is annotated as glutamate receptor 2.9-like. The record is from RefSeq and is a predicted model, not a curated record. Gene Ontology annotation, cellular component: membrane. Gene Ontology annotation, molecular function: ligand-gated monoatomic ion channel activity. Lineage: Eukaryota; Viridiplantae; Streptophyta; Magnoliopsida; Malvales; Malvaceae.